AUGGGCUUAAACACUCUCGUGGCCGGCGUUGCCGGUGUGGCUGCCGUCGUCACCACGUUGAGCCUCAUCACUGUCGCCUAUCUUGUUAAUGAUAUUAACAAUUUUUACGACGAUGCAAUCGAGGAGCUCGCUGAUUUCAAGGACCUAGCGAAUUCUGCCUGGCACGAGAUGCGACCGAGCCCCAUGCUAGCCCUUCGGCAACCCCGUGCCAUCUUCGUCCGCGAGCGUCGUCAAUAUCCCGCAUUUCCCGCACACUGCAAUUGCGGACCACAAGUGGGUGGCUGUCCAGCGGGACCGCCAGGUCCUCCCGGACCUCCAGGAAUACCGGGAGAUCGAGGAAUGCCAGGACCACCAGGUCAGAGAGGCAACGAUGGUAUCAGAAUUUCCCCAUACGGAGGGCCAACCGGCUGUAUCCAAUGCCCUAUGGGCCCACCAGGUGCCCCUGGUCUCGAUGGGCCUCCAGGCCCACCAGGACCAAACGGAAUGCCUGGUAGCCCCGCCUAUGCUGCUGCAGCUGGAAUGCCAGGACCACCUGGACCACCGGGAGACGCUGGCAUGCCUGGAGCUCCAGGAAUGGCUGGCGCUCCAGGACUACCAGGAGCGGACGGAACUAGAUCGACACCGUUACCUGGACCUGCGGGAGCACCUGGUCCAAUGGGUCCUCCUGGACCGCCUGGAAUGGAUGGGCAAAGUGGCGGCCCUCCCCUCCCUGGACCACCUGGACUUGGUGGACCUCCUGGUCUUCCUGGUCCUCCUGGACCCGAUGGAAUGCCAGGCGAACCUGGUUUGCCGGGUGCCCCUGGCGUUGACGGUGAAUACUGUCCAUGCCCUCCGAGGAGCGCUGCAUUUAUGAGGAAGAGCGUAGCAGCAGCGGUGAACAGCUAUACCGCGACUCGUAACUAUGGAACAUCCUCAGUCGACUUCAAACAUAAGAUGAACGCAAUCAAACGAACUGCCAGAAGAUUCGCUACUGCCAGGAAGCGCGCAUCGAGAGUAUGA
Messenger RNA from Ostertagia ostertagi, 999 nucleotides. The record is from the annotation of a GenBank genome assembly. NCBI's taxonomy places the organism in Eukaryota, Metazoa, Nematoda, Chromadorea, Rhabditida, Trichostrongylidae.